AAUAGCAUUGAAGAGGCAGGGCAGCGGGGCAGAGGUGCAGAUGAAAAGAGUCUAGAGAAACUACUUCUUCAAGCUCUGAUAUAUAUAUACAACUACCAGACCUCCAAACUCAAAAUGAAUGGACAGAAGCAGUGGACGAGGGUGGCUGUGAUGGCUCUCCUGGUGCUGACGGUGAUGGCCGCCGAAGGAGGCAAAGCAGAGAAACAAGGGAAGAAGGAGCGCAAGUCGGACUGCGGCGAGUGGCAGUGGAGCGUGUGCGUCGCCAACGAGGGCGACUGCGGACUCGGCACCCGGGAGGGAACUCGCACCGGCACCGACUGCAAGCAGACCAUCAAGACCCAGCGCUGCAAGAUCCCCUGCAACUGGAAGAAGAAGUUUGGAGGGGAAUGCAAGUACGACUUCCAGGCAUGGGGGGAGUGCGACCUGGCGACGGGCAAGAAGAACAGGACGGGCGUGCUGAAGCGGGCGCUCAUGGACGCGACCUGCGCCACCACUGUCACAGCCACCAAGCCCUGUGGGAAAAUCCCCAAGACCAAGCUGCAAGAUGCGAAGAAGCAGAAGAAGGAAGGCAAGAAGCGAGACCGCACCCAAAUGGACUGAAGAGGUCGUUUCACCCCCCCGCCACCCCAGGGAGGAAAGAAGAAGAGGGUGGGAAAAUGUCCAUUGCCCUGUUUCAACACGGCUCCUCUUUAUACGUCCUGUAGGUUUGACAGUAGGAGCCAAUAGUGGAAGACCAGUGGAAAUAUGACUUUUAGUGACCAAGUGUUUUACUUUUCCUUCUUUUUCCUUCUAGCACCUGAUGAGAUACAACUUGUGUGUGUUUGCUUAUAGGAGAUAUAAAUAUAAUACUCAGUGGUAGGGACAGAUAAUGAGUACGGAGAUUUGUUUACUAGCGUUCUCACCUAAUGAUGUUAUUGCUAGGAGUAUUUUUUCUGAAGAAACAAAUUGGAUAGGAUUUGUUUUACAGCUGCGGAGCCUAACUCUCAUCUGGUCCGCGCGGCCACUUAAUAAGGCAGUUCUGAAACCAUCUUUGCUUAAUUAUUUUUGGCAAAAAAUAAAGUUGUGCAUUUGCAAAAAAAGUUAAUUGUAACUCCGAUCACUCUGUUUUUUUUUUCUCAUUUCCAAUAAGAACAAACAACAUAAGUUGGUUCUAUCUGGAGGCUGCAUGAAAUAACUUCUGUAUACGUGUGUGUUGUAACUGUUUUUAGUUUGUUGUUUUUUCCUCCUGCUGCUCUGCUGUACCUCAAUUUAUACACUGAUUUCUACUCUCCCAGCUCCCGGCUGUAAAAAAAAAGUUGGACUAAACAUGCCCCCCCCUUUGUUCCCUGUUACACUUCCAAAAAUAAAAACGAAUAAGACAAAAAAAAAUGUAGAGGAUAUCCA
This is a messenger RNA of Limanda limanda (common dab), 1383 nucleotides long. It is a transcript of the gene ptn, whose product is annotated as pleiotrophin. Bases 115 to 600 code for a protein of 161 amino acids. The record is from RefSeq and is a predicted model, not a curated record. Gene Ontology annotation, molecular function: growth factor activity. NCBI's taxonomy places the organism in Eukaryota, Metazoa, Chordata, Actinopteri, Pleuronectiformes, Pleuronectidae. The transcript is spliced from 5 exons.